AUGGGCGACGAAACCGCAGCAGCAUCUACGGAAUUGAAUAAACAACCUCAACAAGAGAUCUCUCUGGAAGAGCUAAAAGAGGUGCCUCCUGCACCAGCCUCUCCUCCACCUCCUCCAGGGCCUGAGGACAAGCCUGUGAUGAAUCCUAUUUAUAACGCCACCUCUCCAACUGCUACAAUUCUUUUCAUAAGACAAACAGAGCUUUUGGGCUCGCCUGGUAUGAACAUGCACACAGAUGUGUUUUCGAGUGUAUCUGUCCAGCUCAGUUCUCGUGUUGACACCUCAGAUCCUUCUAUUUGGCCAGGGAUCGUUGAAGACACCAACAAUGAUUAUAUUAGAAGCGGCAAGGUGAAGCACGUGGAAAGUGCUAUUUUGGAAGGUAUUCCAAAGCUGCUUCGUGGAAUUGUGUACUUGAAGACUGCCCAGGUCAAGACACAUAUUGACAAAACGAGUUAUACGAGUCUUGCCAAACGUGCUAAAACGUCGCUUCUGAAGGAAGAUCAGGCUCUUUUGGAAAGUGAAAAUGUCAGUGAAGACUUGAAGGAGCUUUUGCUGGUGUUCACUUUCUGUGCUAGAGAGGUUGUACCGGAAGCAUCGGCUGAACUGGUGCCUAACAACUUUGUCCUUCGUGUGGCGCCUCUUGUGGCUGCGAUUCCUGGUCUUAGCAAGCAGGAGAUUUUGGCUCUUUUGUUUAAGUUUGACUCCUUGAACUCUCGCCUUCACAGAGAUGAGUUUUACUAUAAGUUGAGCCGUACUUUGGAAGAGCUGUUGCCUGAAUUGUUUGAGCAUAUUGCCAAGCAGGGAAUUGAAUUGACUGAGGUUUAUAAGUCGAUUCUUCAUAACAUUUUCGAUGUCAUCCCCGACCAAGAACUUCUCGCUAAGAUUUUUGACUUCUGGUUGUUUGAAGGUUUCGAUUUCCACCAUCGUUUGAUCGGCGCUUUGUUUAAAGAGCAGGAGGAGACAAUUAAAAAACUUUCCGGUGACGAUUUGAACGACUUCUUCUUCUCCCAAGAUCUCACCAAAGCUUUGAGUGAACUGACAGUGGAACAAGCCUUAGAGGUUGAGCCUCUGUUGAUCAAAUUCGAGAAUGAGUUCCAUUUGAUGAGUGCAAAUGCAAUGAGUGGGAACUACAACGAGCUUUCCAACCUCAAAGAGGCCAGUGACGACCUUAACUUCAAGAUCAAGGAAAUGAGACUGAAGAUAGACAGUCUUAAGAAGACGCAAGAUGAGAUUUCAGGACAAGAGACGGAUUACACCACACAGCUCAAGGAAGCCAAACAAAAGCGUCAGGAGCUACAAGAGAAAACCAAGCGUUUGCAAGACCGUUACUCUCAUUUGACCAUGAAGGAGAAUCUCCACAAUACCAUCAAGGCCAACGAAGAUAUCUCGCGCCAGAACUUUGAGUUGGUCGAACAAAUCACUGCUCUAGAAAGACUGUUAGCUGCCAAAAGAAUAAAGCUUGGAAACGUACAAGGCCCAGUGGAUAAACAGAACGAGAAAGUGGCUGAACAAGCGAACGAUAAGCCAAGCACAAAGGCGACUGAAAAACCUGCUGAAACUGCUGAAAAUCCAAUUGAAGAACCCACUGACAGUGCCGAAACGCCUGCCGAAAAGCCCGCUGAAAAGACUAACGAAUAG
This is a messenger RNA of Candidozyma haemuli, 1638 nucleotides long. RefSeq lists its product as uncharacterized. The transcript has a single exon. The record is from RefSeq and is a predicted model, not a curated record. NCBI's taxonomy places the organism in Eukaryota, Fungi, Ascomycota, Pichiomycetes, Serinales, Metschnikowiaceae. Bases 1 to 1638 code for a protein of 545 amino acids.